CAGCAGCUGGCUCCUCCCCCUGCCUGUAUGGAGAGGCUGUGAUGAUGGCAGGGGAAGGCUAACACAGAGCCAGCGCUUCACCUUCCCCUCUUUCAUUCCGGGAGCUGCUCCCAAGCUCCCUCCUAUUUUUGGGAGCCGGUUGAUACAGCUUUUUUUUUCUUUCAUCGCAUUGAAUUUUCCUAAGAGGAAAGGGGAGGGGCGGCGUGUUGGUGGAUCCUGGCAUGAGCCGGGCAUGGAGGUCAGAGGUGAGGAUGUGGCCCCUCCAUCCUGAGAGUGAGGGGCACAAGAAGAGAGGCUUGCGUUUGUAUUAGCGCUAUUUGUAGCUACAGGGAGGCGCUGGCUGCCUUAUUGUAUAGUAGCGCACGAGGCUGCAGCAGCCAGCUCCAUUCUGCUCCCUGUCAGGGCUCUGCUCAGCUAUGCUGCCCGGGGUAGGGGUGUUUGGCACAAGCCUGACGUCCAGGGUGAUUAUCCCGCUGCUGAAGGACGAAGGCUUCUCGGUGAAGGCGCUAUGGGGAAGGACACAGGAGGAAGCCGAGGAGCUGGCUAAGGAGAUGAGCGUCCCUUUCUACACCAACCGCAUCGACGACGUUUUGUUGCACCAGGACGUGGAUCUGGUUUGCAUCAACCUGCCGCCACCUCUUACCAAGCAGAUCGCUGUCAAAACCCUGGGUAUUGGGAAAAACGUCAUUUGUGACCGAACAGCUACCCCCUUGGAUGCAUUUAGAAUGAUGUCAGCCGCACACUACUACCCCAAGCUAAUGAGCAUCAUGGGAAAUGUCUUGCGGUUUCUUCCAGCUUUUGUGAAGAUGAAGCAGCUAAUACAGGAAGGUUAUGUAGGUGAGCUUCAAGUGUGUGAGGUUCAAGUCCACAGUGGAAGUCUUCUGGGAAAGAAGUACAACUGGAGUUGUGAUGAUCUCAUGGGUGGAGGUGGUCUGCACUCUGUUGGGAGCUAUAUCAUUGACUUGCUGACUUUCUUAACCAGUCAGAAAGCUGUGAAAGUUCACGGACUAUUGAAGACCUUUGUAAAGCAGACAGAUCAUAUAAAAGGAAUACGUCAGAUUACCAGUGAUGAUUUUUGUACAUUUCAAAUGGUGCUAGAAGGAGGAGUGUGCUGCACUGUCACUCUUAACUUCAACGUCCCCGGCGAGUUCAAGCAAGAUGUCAUUGUUGUAGGCUCAGCUGGUCGACUUAUUGUAACAGGGAUAGACCUUUAUGGACAAAGAAACAGCUCUUCUGACCGUGAACUGCUUUUAAAAGACCCAACCCCUGUCAGCAACUCCCUUUUACCUGAAAAGGCAUUUAGUGACAUUCCAUCCCCAUAUCUUAGAGGAACUAUUAAAAUGAUGCAGGCAGUGCGCCAGGCAUUUGAAGACCAGGAUGACAGGAGAACAUGGGAUGGUAGGCCGCUGACCAUGGCUGCCACAUUCGAUGACUGUCUUUAUGCUUUAUGCGUAGUUGACACCAUUAAGAAAUCCAACCAGACUGGCGAAUGGCAAAAUAUUGUCAUAAUGACUGAAGAACCUGAACUGAGUCCUGCAUAUUUAAUUAGUGAAGCAAUGCGCAGAAGCAGAAUGUCUUUGUAUUGUUAGCUUAGAAAUCGCUUGAACUUAGAAUAUCAAUUUUAAGACCCUUAAAGGAACAGUUCAGUGUGAAAAUAAAAACUGGAUAAAUAAAUAGCAUGUACAAAAUACAUUUUUUUUUUUAAAUAUAGUUAGUUAGCCAAAAAUGUAAUGUACAAAGGCUGGAG
Molecule: messenger RNA, 1747 nt
Organism: Xenopus laevis (African clawed frog)
Lineage: Eukaryota; Metazoa; Chordata; Amphibia; Anura; Pipidae
Gene: gfod1.S
Product: glucose-fructose oxidoreductase domain containing 1 S homeolog
Exons: 2
Coding region: 417-1589 (390 amino acids)
Molecular function (GO): nucleotide binding
Source: RefSeq, a predicted model, not a curated record